AUGACGGUGAUGCUGCUGAUGAUGGUGGCGAAGGCUCUGACACUGAAGCUGAAUGAAGUGGACUUCUAUGAAUCUUUUAUGGAUGAACCCGUCACCAUCCCAGACAAACCGUACACCGAGGACCAGCUGGUGGACUUUAUCAACAAACACAAGAGAUAUUAUCGCCUGGACGCGUCUCGCGUCUCCGGGUAUAUUACAUCAGAUCUCCCAGAGAUCAAUAGACAGCAAGAGAUCUGCCUCCUGCCAGGACCUGCCCCCACCCUUGUGCCCCAAUGUGGUGUGAGCGGGGCAGAGAUCGGCCCAUCAGUCUCUGUGGUUGCUAAUGCUGAAAAAUGUCUGAACUUCUGCUCAUCGUACCACCUGAUAACCUCUAAGAAUGAACCCCGACACCAUCCACAUAGCAAUGAGGAUGAUCUGGACGGGAUCCAUAUUGUGGCCUUCGCAGAGGAGGAGGACCCAGAUGGUUAUGAGUUCGUCCAGAUCCUGAAGGAGGUGGCCAGAGAAAACACGGAGAACCCUGAGCUCAGCAUCGUCUGGAUCGACCCCGAUGACUUCCCAUUGCUGGUGACCUAUUGGGAGAGAACUUUCCACAUUGACCUGUUCAGGCCUCAGAUUGGAGUUGUUAAUGUCACCGAUGUGAGUAUCAUGCAUCCAUAUUACCGGAUCUG
Messenger RNA from Nanorana parkeri, 668 nucleotides. RefSeq names its product calsequestrin-2-like. The record is from RefSeq and is a predicted model, not a curated record. Gene Ontology annotation, biological process: regulation of cardiac muscle contraction by regulation of the release of sequestered calcium ion. Gene Ontology annotation, cellular component: sarcoplasmic reticulum lumen. The transcript is spliced from 6 exons. The annotation marks the transcript as partial. Gene Ontology annotation, molecular function: calcium ion binding. NCBI's taxonomy places the organism in Eukaryota, Metazoa, Chordata, Amphibia, Anura, Dicroglossidae.